Haemorhous mexicanus (house finch) is the source of this 14875-nucleotide messenger RNA. It is a transcript of the gene ROCK2, whose product is annotated as Rho associated coiled-coil containing protein kinase 2. The record is from RefSeq and is a predicted model, not a curated record. The coding region runs from base 444 to 4610 and encodes 1388 amino acids. Gene Ontology annotation, cellular component: cytoskeleton; centrosome; cytoplasm. Gene Ontology annotation, biological process: positive regulation of centrosome duplication; peptidyl-threonine phosphorylation; actomyosin structure organization. NCBI's taxonomy places the organism in Eukaryota, Metazoa, Chordata, Aves, Passeriformes, Fringillidae. Gene Ontology annotation, molecular function: small GTPase binding; ATP binding; Rho-dependent protein serine/threonine kinase activity. The transcript has 32 exons.
GAAGGACAGCGAGGCUGGUAGGGAUCGCGGCUCCUGCCCCAGUAGCAGGCGAGCGCUGCAGAGAGAGCUGCCGCACUCUGAGCCCGACCCCACGGCAGCCGCUCCCCCUUCGCUCCCCGCCUCCCACCGCCCUCAGAGCGAUGUCCCGGCGGAGCGGGCAGUGAGGCGGCGGCCGCCAAGGGACGCCCUGAGCGGGAGAGGCGGAGGCACGGCGGGAAGCGCUCCGUCCCUCCCUUCCAGCUCUCUCCCCUCCCUCUCCCCGCGCCCGGGCGGAGCAGCGGCCGUUUUCCCUCGCCCUUCAUGCCCGGGCGGCCGCCACCGGCGGCGCUGCCCUCCGCUCCCGCCUCGCCGCCCCCGCCCUUCCCGGGUUCGCCGCCGCGCUAGGCCCGCCGGGCGGCCCCGCGCAGUGCCCUCCGCGGGCCCGGCACUAGGCGAGCCGGAGGAUGAGCCAGCAGCCGGCAGGGAAGAUGUCGGCGGCUCCCCUGGCGGCCGAGGCGCUGGAGCCAACGGCGGGGAUGCUCGAGGGCCGCCAGAGGAAGCUGGAGUCCAUGAUCCGCGACCCGCGCUCUCCGGUCAACGUGGAGAGCCUGCUGGAUGGCUUGAAUUCUUUGGUCCUUGAUCUGGAUUAUCCAGCACUGAGGAAGAACAAGAACAUUGAUAAUUUUUUAAAUAGAUAUGAGAAGAUUGUGGAAAAAAUCCGAGCAUUACAAAUGAAAGCUGAAGACUAUGAUGUUGUUAAGGUGAUUGGAAGAGGAGCUUUUGGAGAAGUGCAGCUGGUUCGCCAUAAAAUGACACAGAAAGUUUAUGCAAUGAAGCUCCUUAGUAAAUUUGAAAUGAUCAAAAGAUCAGACUCAGCCUUUUUCUGGGAAGAAAGAGAUAUCAUGGCCUUUGCCAACAGCCCAUGGGUGGUUCAGCUAUUUUGUGCCUUUCAAGAUGACAAGUAUUUGUACAUGGUAAUGGAAUACAUGCCAGGCGGAGAUCUUGUAAACCUUAUGAGCAAUUAUGAUGUGCCUGAGAAAUGGGCCAAGUUCUACACAGCUGAAGUUGUUCUUGCUCUUGAUGCAAUUCACUCCAUGGGCUUGAUACACAGAGAUGUAAAGCCUGACAAUAUGCUUUUAGAUAAGUAUGGGCAUCUGAAGCUGGCAGAUUUUGGCACUUGCAUGAAAAUGGAUGAAACAGGAAUGGUGCGCUGCGACACAGCCGUGGGGACUCCCGACUACAUCUCGCCCGAAGUCCUGAAAUCGCAGGGGGGUGAUGGCUACUAUGGACGGGAAUGUGACUGGUGGUCUGUAGGGGUUUUCCUUUUUGAGAUGUUAGUUGGUGAUACUCCUUUUUAUGCAGACUCGCUAGUAGGAACAUAUAGUAAAAUUAUGGAUCAUAAGAACUCAUUGCAUUUCCCUGAUGAUGUGGAAAUCUCUAAGCAUGCAAAGAACCUUAUCUGUGCCUUUUUAACUGAUAGGGAUGUGCGACUUGGGAGAAAUGGGGUUGAAGAAAUAAAGCAUCACCCUUUCUUCAGAAGUGAUCAGUGGAACUGGGACAACAUUCGAGAGACUGCUGCUCCUGUUGUUCCUGAGCUUAGCAGUGAUAUAGAUAGCAGUAAUUUUGAUGACAUUGAGGACGACAAGGGAGACGUGGAGACCUUUCCAAUCCCCAAAGCCUUCGUGGGAAACCAGCUGCCUUUCAUAGGAUUUACCUAUUACAGAGACAAUUUGUUGCUAAGUGACUCUUCUCAGUCUUGCAGAGAAAACGAAUCUGUGCAAUCUAGUAAAAAUGAGUUUCAGAAAAAACUAAGCAAGCUAGAAGAACAGCUCAGCAAUGAAUUACAAGCCAAAGAUGAACUAGAACAGAAGUACAGGUCUACAAGUGUUCGUUUAGAGAAGAUAGUGAAAGAGCUCGAUGAAGAGAUAACUUCAAGGAAGAAUGUAGAGUCUGCAGUCAGGCAGCUGGAGAGAGAGAAGGCUCUUCUUCAGCAUAAGAAUACAGAAUACCAGAGGAAAGCAGAACAUGAAGCAGAUAAGAAACGCAAUUUGGAAAAUGAGGUUAACAGUUUGAAAGACCAACUUGAAGAUUUAAAAAAGAGGAAUCAGAACUCUCAAAUAUCCAAUGAAAAAAUCAGUCAACUGCAAAGACAGUUGGAUGAAGCCAAUUCUUUGCUGCGGUCAGAGUCUGAUACUGCAGCCAGGUUAAGGAAAAACCAGACAGAAAGCACAAAGCAAAUCCAGCAGCUGGAAAUUAAUAAUAGAGAACUACAAGAUAAGAACUGCCUGCUAGAGAAUGCAAAACUCAAACUGGAGAAGGAGUAUCUCAAUCUUCAGUCAGCUCUAGAAUCAGAAAGGAGAGAUCGAAGUCAUGGAUCAGAGAUUAUCAGUGAUUUACAAGGUCGAAUAUCUAGCCUUGAAGAAGAAGUGAAAAAUGGAAAGAGUGCAUUAGCCAAACUGGAAAUGGAGAAAAGACAAUUGCAGGAAAAGCUCACAGAUUUAGAAAAGGAAAAGAGCAACAUGGAAAUAGAUAUGACAUAUAAAUUUAAAGUUAUGCAGCAGAACCUUGAACAAGAAGAAGCUGAACAUAAAGCCACAAAAGCACGAUUAGCAGACAAAAAUAAGAUCUAUGAGUCUAUAGAGGAAGCAAAAUCUGAAGCCAUGAAAGAAAUGGAAAAGAAACUUCUGGAAGAGAGAGCCUUAAAGCAGAAAGUAGAAAAUCGGCUGUUGGAAGCUGAGAAGCAGCGCUCCAUGUUAGACUGCGAUCUCAAACAAUCGCAGCAGAAGAUAAACGAGCUCCUUCGGCAGAAGGAUAUACUGAGUGAAGAUGUAAAAAACUUGACAUUAAAAAUAGAACAAGAAACACAAAAGCGCUGUCUCACUCAAAAUGACCUCAAGAUGCAAACACAGCAGGUCAACACCUUGAGAAUGUCAGAGAAGCAGUUAAAACAGGAGAAUAACCACCUUCAGGAAAUCAAAUUAAGUCUGGAAAAACAAAACAAUGAACUCCGCAAGGAACGUCAAGAUGCAGAUGGACAAAUGAAAGAGCUUCAAGACCAGCUUGAAGCUGAGCAGUAUUUCUCAACUCUCUAUAAGACACAAGUUCGAGAACUUAAAGAAGAAUGUGAGGAAAAGACCAAAAUUUGUAAAGAAAUACAGCAAAAGAUACAAGAGUUACAGGAUGAGAGAGAUUCCUUGGCUGCUCAGCUAGAGAUUACUUUGACAAAAGCAGAUUCAGAACAACUUGCCCGUUCCAUUGCUGAAGAGCAGUACUCUGAUUUGGAAAAAGAGAAGAUUAUGAAAGAGCUGGAGAUUAAAGAGAUGAUGGCGAGGCAUAAACAGGAACUUACUGAGAAAGAUGCCACCAUAGCCUCAUUGGAGGAAGCAAAUAGGACACUAACUAGUGAUGUGGCUAACCUUGCUAAUGAGAAAGAAGAACUAAACAAUAAACUGAAGGAAGCACAAGAACAAAUUACAAAGCUAAAAGAAGAAGAAGCAAAUGUAGGAAAUAUUAAAGCACAGUUUGAGAAGCAGUUGUUGAAUGAAAGAACAUUAAAAACCCAGGCUGUGAAUAAAUUGGCUGAAAUCAUGAAUCGGAAGGGUCCAGUAAAACGUGGAGCUGACACUGAUGUACGGCGGAAGGAAAAGGAAAAUAGGAAGCUGCAUAUGGAACUGAAGUCUGAACGAGAAAAGUUAACCCAGAUGAUGAUCAAAUACCAGAAGGAAAUAAAUGAAAUGCAGGCACAAAUAGCAGAAGAGAGUCAGAUACGGAUUGAACUGCAGAUGACUCUGGACAGCAAAGACAGUGACAUUGAACAGCUUCGUUCCCAGCUGCAGUCACUGCACAUUGGUCUGGACAACAGUAGCAUAGGCAGUGGACCUGGAGAGGCUGAGGCAGAUGAUGGAUUCCCUGAAUCAAGAUUGGAAGGUUGGCUAUCAAUGCCUGUUAGAAAUAACACUAAAAAAUUUGGAUGGGUUAAAAAGUAUGUAAUUGUAAGCAGCAAGAAGAUCCUGUUCUAUGACAGUGAACAAGAUAAAGAGCAAUCUAAUCCCCAUAUGGUGUUGGAUAUAGACAAACUCUUCCAUGUCCGACCAGUCACUCAGACUGAUGUGUACAGAGCAGAUUCCAAGGAAAUUCCUAGGAUAUUCCAGAUCCUAUAUGCUAAUGAAGGAGAGAGCAAAAAGGAACAGGAAUUUCCUGUGGAGCCCAUGGGAGAGAAGUCAAAUUACAUAUGUCACAAAGGACAUGAGUUUAUACCUACUCUUUAUCACUUCCCAACCAAUUGUGAAGCUUGCAUGAAGCCCCUGUGGCACAUGUUCAAACCUCCUCCUGCUCUGGAAUGUCGCCGCUGCCAUAUCAAAUGUCACAAAGAUCACAUGGAUAAAAAGGAAGAGAUUAUAGCGCCUUGCAAAGUGUACUAUGAUAUUUCUACGGCGAAGAAUCUACUACUGUUAGCUAAUUCUACGGAAGAACAGCAAAAAUGGGUGAGCCGACUGGUGAAAAAAAUACCCAAGAAGCCUCCAGCACCAGACCCCUUUGCUCGAUCUUCUCCCAGAACUUCCAUGAAGGUACAGCCAAACCAGUCCAUCAGACGACCAAGUCGACAGCUUCCUCCAAACAAACCAAGCUAACUGCUUUCCGUGAAUGCAGACACAGUCAAGGUGAUAAUUUUCUUCCCAUUACAGCAAGACUGAAACAUAUCCCAAAAUAUAUUAAAAAUAUAUAUUUUCCUGAGAGAUUGUGCUAUAUAUAUCAGAGGUUUACAUUUUUGCUGCAAUAUAAAUUACUAAUCUCUGAAGGUUUUCCUGUAUUCUCCCAAGUGACUGAUCAGUUGAGGAAUGGUUGGUAAAAAGUCAAAGGAUAUGUUAGGUAACCUUUUAAACUCUGUUCCACAAAAGCUUUCUUGGCAAGACACAUACACUACAUUUCAUAAAAGGAUCGAGAGGAAUGAGUAUUGCAAUGGAAGAAACUGACUUUUCAGCUUUCGUAAAGAUGCCACCAGCACGUCUGCACGUAGAACCGGAGGAAGAUCCACCAUAGUGAUAUAGACUGCAUCUGUGAGAAGUGACCAUUAAACUGUGUAAAUAUAUUGUACUGUAAUACUGCAAGAGGGUUUAAAAAUCUUUCCACUUUAUUUUUUUAUGCUUAUUAAUCAGAUACCGUUACUUAUUGCAGUUGCAACUAUGCACUUGUAUAAAGCCAUAAUGUUGAAGUUUAUAUCAUUCAUACACAUCUAUCAGAAGCUGCAUGUCAGUGUUCAGCAGCUAGUAUAGGUUUGAAGUAUAUACUAGUUUCAGCUACAUCAUCAUGGGCAGUCCCCUUGUACCUGUCUAAUUGCCUUAAUUUAAAUUUUUUUCAAGUUUUUUUUUUUGCCCAUUCUUUCUAUUUAAGGAAAAAGAAAGUUUACCAGCUCUUAGGAUGCAGUUUUGCUUUGUGGCAGAAAAAAUAGUGCACUAUUUUUACACCUAUUAAGUAUAUCAGUGUCAACCUAUUUUGAAUGUAUAUCGACUGGUUUUAAGGGUGGAGAAGUGUUGGUUACAGAAACAAUGUCUGAGAGCAUGGGAUUUACCAGACCAUUUGCUUGUACAUGUAACUGCUCAUCCAGCCCUUUUUACAAACCUCAGUACUCCUUAUUGACUUAUAUUAACCCUCAUUAAGUGCUAUGAAACUUCAUUUUGCCUUGUUUUUGCAUACUCUCCUAGAUGUGGGUUUGUUUUUUUUUUUUAUUUCUGGAAAAUAAAAGAAUCUGUGACUAUUUUUACAUUUCACAACACAAUAUCUGAGGACUGUCACAAACUUUAAGAAAAGUGAAACAUACUGUAGAUGUAUUUUAAAGUUUUAAUCUGGUUCUCUAGCACAUAGCUGUAGGCAUAGAUAAAUAAUUCAGUAGUGUGUUUUGAGAACUGAUAGCUGGGAAGAAAGGGCCUCAGAGGCACUUAUUCUGACUUUUUUUUUUAAACUUGGAGUUGUACAAAAAAUAUAAUAUAUAUGGGCUCAUUCAUGAUGUGUUCAUAAUUAUCCCAGAAAAUGCAUGUUUUAUACAACUACAGUAUGUGAUGUUAAACAUAUUGACAGUAAAAAAAUGUAGUCUCCUAUUUGGUCUCUUUAUAUAUAUAUAAAUAUAUAUAUAUAUAUAUUUAGAAUAUAUAUAUAUAUAUAUAAAAUAUUGUGUGGGAGUGCAGUAAUUUAAAAUAUGAUCUAACACUUCAAUGAAGGAGGACAUUUCACUUUAAAAUUUUGUUUGUUUGUUUUUGUUUUUUAAAGAGUGUUGAAAUGUUUGGAAGGAUAGGACCAUGUUUUAUUUAACACUAUCAUGAAAGGUGGACUUGGAAACACUGAAAUACUGAAAAUUAAUAAAUAUAUUUACAUUUUGUAACCUCUACUACAGCUCAGCUUAACAAAGCAAGAAUGUAUUCAGUCUUCUAUUUAUGUGCUCACAAAGUAAAAUGUUGUUUGUGAGUUCUUAAAUUUAAAACUAAAACUUUCAUAUCAUUUCUGUUAGGUAUUAUAACCCAGAGCACAGCAACAGUGGUUUUUCCCUGCUUAUUUUGAUUUACAGAAGUACGGUAUAUUUUUAGAUAAUGCAGAUUUGCAUAGAGUACAACAUUAAAAAUGUAUACAGUAAAACUGUUUCCAUUCACUGAAUGCAUAAAUAUUUUAUAUAUAUAUAUAAAAAAUUGUUACAUUGUGGGAAGUUCUAUCCUUUUCUGAAUUGGAGAAUAUUAUAUAUAUAUAUAUUUUUAAAUAAACUAUUUGAGUAAGGUAAAAUAGUUUCUGAACUUGAGAAGCUGGUAAUUAAUUGAAAUAUUUAAAUAUAAAGAUAACUACUGCAGCAGAUAUGGGAAAGGCAAGGGCUGCUCCAAAGGCAGUCCAGCAAAGGCUGUGUGUUUGGAGAAAGAGCAGACUCUGGGGGAGCUGUUUGGCAGCUCUCCACUGCUGGGGCUGGAUCCUUUGCACUUUCUCUCCUGGCUUGCCCUCAUUUACUGUGAAUCCAUGGGGCCCUGCUAAGUGUGACAUUUUAGGAAAUGUACUAUAUGAUAGUAUUUGCUAGCCCCGUGUAUGAAUUCCAUGCUUGUACAAAAGGUCCUCAGCUGUAUGGACAGCAGGCUGUGCUGAGAUGGAGUCGGGGAGCAGUGGGGUCCUGUGCUCUGCCCUCUGCCCAGAGCAGAGCUAACUUAGCACAGCUUCCUCAAGGCCAGUGGGCUGAGGCACACUGGCUUUGUACCCAGGACACAAAAGGCAGAGCUGCUCUUCUGUUCUUCUGCCUUAUCCUGCUGUGAAAUGCAAACACCUCUUUAAUGCUAGUUCCUGGAGUAUGUGUUGUUUCCUUAUUGUCUGGUGGCGACCUUUUAGUAUUUUUGAGAGAAGGGAUAUUCAUGAACUAAGGAGUAUUUGUCUUGAAAGUCACUGAUGUUUUAACAUUUUCUUUUUGUUACAGGCUUGUCCUCAGCAAACAGGACAUUUUUUGGCCUUUAUUACCUAUAGAAAAUUCUCUCAUUGCAAGUCCUUUUGUCUCAUAAGAGUAAACAAGUGGUAUAGCCAAGCUGCAGAUUAAUCUUCUGGAAAAUCCAGGGGUCAGACUUGGAGCCAGAAGCUCAAGGCACUUGUACAGAAAUUGCUCCUCAGUUCCCAGUGCAAGAGCUCACCAUCACAGAAGGACAAUGGUAAUUCCAUUGGAAUUACCUUGUCAGGUGUCAGAAAGACCCUUCUGCAAUAAGAUUUCCACUUCUGUCCUAGUUGUGUGCUGCAAUUCCCUACCUCUUGUGGUCCCUGAAGAAGUGCAGCCCCUCCAGCACUGCCAGCAACCCAGCAGCAAGUCUGCUUUUAACUAGAGGAAAACUGUGGUGGUUCUUGUGCUUCUGAGCAUGGCAUGAUGCUGUAACCAAAAACAUGACAUAGAAUCACAGUAGGAUGUAGGACUUGGAAACAUGCAAGAGGUUUGAGGAUCUUAGCAGUGACAAAUUUAAAACAUCACUGAAAUUUCGCUUACUUUCUCUUACUGCCUCUGGAAAACACUGAACCUCCUACAUUUUGACAGGCAUUCAGUGACUCUCUGAAGGCACCAAGGCCAGGAAAGCUGCCAAUGAAAUUAUGUGCUUUUUCUCUUUAGUUUCUUUUUAGUGUCUAAUGUCAAGUGAUCAUUAGAAAUUUGAGCCUUUCUGUUUGUAAUCUUGCAAUGUAUUAAUUUCCCAUCUAGCUGUGAUAGAAUCAUCCUUAGAAGAGAAUUACAUCUUUUGGUCCCAAGUGCCUUUACCAUCCUGUGCUUGUGAGGUUGUAUUUGGGAUGCUGCUGUGAAAAGGUGAAUUUAUAUGAAAGCAAACUUCUUACCUGCAUUGCUCGUACAAACCCUUAAUCACCUCCUUAUUCUGUUUUUGAGGCAAAAGAACAAACAGUACAAGGUCUGGUUCAGUGAACUGGAGUAUUUCAGUCUCCUCCACAUUACUGGAUAGUUUGCCUUGACAUUCAUGUUAAAAUAAUGAUUAAUUUAUUUUUUCAUGUAAUCACAGAAUAUAUCAAGUUGGAAGGGACCUAUAAGGAUCAUCGAGUCCAACUCUCUGCUCCUCACAGAACUACCUAAAACUAAACCAUAUGACUAAAAGCAUGAUCUAGAUACUCCUUGACCUCUGACAGGCUUGGUGCCUUUUAGAGUGUAUUACAGUUUUUUUACAAAUUAUCAUCUCUGCAUAUAGUACACUUUAAAUUGAAAACAUUAUUUCUUAUUUUUUAAGAUAAUCUUCUGAAUCAUUUAAAAUAAGCUUCUGAAUCAUUUAGGGUUCUAUCAGAAUCCCAAGGAUCACAGAGUUUGCCUGCUACUUUGAAGUAUCCCUCAUGAGGUUGGGGGGGAUUCUUCUUUCUAGUCUCCAUAAAAGAUGUAGAUGGAGAAGUUCUGAAAAUACAAUUUGUGUUCAAUGUUGAAGUUGCCUAAAAAUUGGGCAGGUGUACAUACUCAGACAUUCUCAUCUGAGAAAUACACAAGUCUACUGCAAUGUGUGUGGCAGAGAAGAACACUCAAAACACAUCCAGCCUAGUUUUCCCCAGAAACUACUGCAAUCAAUGGAAAAGCUGUAGCUGUAGAAACAUAGCUCUUAAGAAGUGGAGAUGUAAAGAAAAUAAUGUAUUGGCACAGGGAUGCUAAUUAACAGGUCUUAUUAAUGAAAACUGGGGUUUGGAAUCUUUUCCACUUUGUAGGCAGGAAGCAGUGUUAAGAAGCAAGAUAAGAAAGCCACAUUGCUACUUGAUAUUGCAAGAGUGAAGCCUUGGAUUUGACUGCAGCUGCUUUUGCUUCAAUAAUCUUGUAGAAGCUGCAAGAUCAAAGUGAGCUUUCAAAAUGAAAGUCAUGGUGAAAGGUCAUGAAAUUUCCAUUAUAGGUGUAUGUGGUCCUGAUACCUUAAAGAACUCUGGAAAAACACAUCAUCACCCUGAAAAGAAAGGGCAGAGAGUCCAAUAAUGUCAUGUGCCUGCAGCCCUUACUUGUUGGAGGAGCUGCACAGAAAUGCUUCCACAGCCAAGACAGCUGCGUGGGAUGCUUCAGUCCUACCACCACAUUUUAAAGUUGAGGCCUUCAGUGUUUGUUCAGAGAUGUGUGCCUGCUUCUAUGCAUUGUCUUAUAUUGUCCCUGCGGGCCUCAUGACGUGUACUUCUUGUCAUUUGUCAUUGCUCUUUGGGGUGUUUUUUGCCCAGGAUGCUCUUGCACCACUUGGUAAGCAUGGCUAUCCAGCAGUAACUAGGCUUGUGAGAUCACAGCCAAUCUUCUUGUCCUUUGGAUCACCAACUGCUUAGACUUUGGGCACUGAAUUGCCAAGUGAACUGGUUGAAACUUUUUUUGGAGUUACCUAAGAUGUUAAAUCCCUUAAUCAUUUUAAGACUGAAGAAGCCGGGUACCCCAACUGAGGUCUGAGCCCUCUUUCAUAUUGGCUCGCCUUGCACUGUCUCUGACCUCAACUGGUCCAUUUUCUGGUAGGCUCUUGGAGCAGGUCUUGCAGCUGGAUGCAGGUCUGGCUGCAGCUUCAAGACUUGAAUCUGCUUGCUGCAUCCCAUGGUCUCAGGUGUCUCUGUGAUGUUUUCCAGCAUAUUACAAUCCCUGUGUCCUGGGGGCCACUGAGACUCAGUAGGAUCUGCGUAGCCUUUAAUCCAAUCCGAAGCCAUGGGGGGAGGCUCCCCUGCCAGCUCUGUUCCGAGCUACAGCAAAGGGAGUUGUAUUACUGGAAGGAGGGCAUUUGUGCAAACCAAAAAAACCAACAAAGCUGAGUGAGGAAAAUACCCAUGAGCUCAGAGAGUCCAUGAGGACUGUAAGUUGUGCUGACAGUGCAUUUCAUGGGGGGAAAAAAUCUCACAAAAUAAGUCAGACUCUUGAAAGACCACUCUACAGGAUCUGUAUAUAGUCAGCUGUUCAAAGGUGAAAGAAUUUCCAGUAAUUAUUUAAAAUAUGCUUAAUAGAAGCUCAAUUCGUGUUUCAUUAAGAUUUACCUGACAGAGGCAACACUGAGGCAUAGGAUGUGUGUUAUUCCAUUUAUGAUUUUCAUAUAGUAUGAGUUGGUACUGCUGCCCAAAGCCUUCACAUUCCAAAGCAGAAAUCUUGUACAUUCCAGAGAAGGCAUAUGCACAGAUGACUUGCAAUUAUAAGAUAGUAAGUAGAAUUGAUUUUCAGCAUGGAGCCAUGUUACUACACAGUUUGGAUCAGAACCAUCAUUAGCCAACUUAACUUGUCAUGUUUUAGACUGUUGCAGGUUCUGUUCUUUACAUCAUUUUCCAGAAUACUUGACAGAUAAAAGAAGGUGUCUGCCCUCUUAAAGCUCCCUCCCUGUGAGUCAGUGAUAUAAUGCACAGAGGCACCUGUUUAGGCUUCUGACAAUUUAAGAAAGUUCUAAGAUGAAAUAAUGAAACAAAACAGGGUAUGAACAAAAUUGUGACAAUUAUUUAAACUGUUCUUCAGUUUAAAUUAAAUUUCAUCAAAACUAUGAUGUAAAAAUCUCUUAUUUUACCCCUGGCCCAAAGAUUGAGUUUUUUUCCAAGACAGAGAUGGUUGCCCCAAACUACUGCCAAUACAGAAUGGAAUACUGACACCUUUAACUUGAAAAUGACUGUAUGUCUGUCUUGCCGUUAGGCAGGAAACACCUGAGGUUUAUCAGGACUCAGGUCUGUGAGGCUGGCAAGGGCUUGUAAUUGGAUCCAUCACAAUUGAUGAUCUAUCAGAUUGUUACAAUGAUGUUCACUGUGGCUCCCAGGCACCUGAUUGACCUCAACAGUUGUCAUCACUGAGAACUCUGAAGUGUCCUGGAGAACCCUGGCUUAAAAUCCAGCAAAUUAAAUUUAGUACAAACCAAGAACUUUAGAACAUCUUAUUUUAAGAUUUUUUUUUUAGCUUCCUCACUUUCAGAAGUGAGACAUCCUUAGACCAUUAUUAGUGAUGAAGGUGACAUUUAAUGUUCUGCUUCAUACAUAAAUAUGAAUUUCAAGUAUGUAAAAAUUUGGAAGAGAGUGGAAAAACCAGCCUGAAGAGAAUUUGGAGGGAAGUCAUUGUUUAUCAUCAGGGAAAAUACAUGGCUGGGAAACUACCUCAUUUCAGUUAUCUCCACAUCUGUGGAGUUCAUUUAUAAUGGUUCCUUGUGUGGACUCAGCUGUUAUUUUCUUUUUUUUAUUUUCCCCCUAUUACAUAUGUCACUAAAUGGAUGGUUGGUUGGUGGAGGAAGAGUAAUUUUACCUCAUUUAAAGAACUGAGUGAAGGCCUUUUAUAAGACUGGGGCCACUCGGCUAAUUCUGAAUUACUUUCUCCAGAGUCAAACUGCACUAAAAAUCCAGCUCUUGACCUGCAGUGGUUGGGGGCUGUCACUGCCUGCUCACCCCACUCCUUUCUCUUGUGUUUCAGUAGAUGAGCAGAGCCAGGAUCAGGAACAGCCACGGGCACAGUUGUAAGGCAGAUAGAGGUUCAGGGGUCAGGCAGGGACAGGGACACCUGAGCAGUCCAAGCAAUUGCAUCCUUUGCUGGACUGGAGCAGCACAAGGAAAGACACCUGUGUCUGCUUCACACAGAAUGCCCAGUGCUAAGGGAGGCCCAUAGGGUGGGGAGAGGAUGGGUUUGCAUUUGUGUUCAGUGUUCUGUUCACUGAGGACAGAAAAAAUAAGCUAUACCCCUCUUCCCCUGUUCACAUCCAUGUCCAGACCCACUGUCUCUGGACUCAGAUCCUCAUUCUUUCUACAGUAAAUCUCAUGGUAAAUGUUUUCUUUCUCAUACAGCUGAAGUGAGCUUCUAGCUUACCUGCUGCCAAAUCCAGUUGCAGUUCCUCACAGCCACUGCGGGAGGUACUUGGGGUUUUUUAGUGGACUCUGCUGGAACUCAGACCUUGUCUUCUCAUAGACAAGAAGACUCAAAGUUUUUGAAAGCCCCAGCAAGACACACACUUUGUCAGCUAGGACAGGACAGGCUGUGUUGCCUUGUGAGCAUGUUGUGAACUGGUACAAUUAGACACUGAGUGUGUAAUUUCACACCUGUACAGCAUCUGUGAAUGGAGUUGGAUUACUUCCAGCCCUGUGGACAAGAGCUGCUUACUUGCUUACACCUUCUGCCAUUAAUCCAAGAUGCUCUCCCUGCUUGCUUUUGCCCUGCUGCUGCAUUACACAGCAAAUGACCUCCCUGUUUCCACCCUGAUACUGGUGAAUGACAAGUUUAACAAGAUUUAUCCUGCCUGUGUAUUUGUCUAAAGCUGUUGCCUUUAAUCCAGCCACUGAGAAGAUUAUUCUUUACCUACUGGAAACCACAGUGUCUGCGCUUUCGUGGGGCUUGCCUGGAAUUUGAAUGUGCCUCUGUUUAUGAAAGUUACUCUCUGAGAGAGGAAAAAGUGUUAAACUAUUUACUGCUAGUUUCUGAUUUGUUCCAUAUCUCUUGCAGCUUGAAUGAACUCAUGGUCCAGCUUUCCAAGUCCACAAAAUUACUUUACCUUAAGUUCAUUAAUUACCCAGCUUUAUUUGUUUUCCUCAGUCUUUUUUUCCCACAGGUUUCUAAGGUGAUUUAUUCAAAAUGUGUUAAGUAACCUAUUAAGAACUGUUCUUAAAUGCAUUUUCAGUAUUUUAUGAUAAAAAACCAUCUUGAGGUGCUGAUUCUCAAACCAAAAAUGGAGCAGCUUCAUCUUGCUACAGCAUCACUCAGGAGUGUGAAAGAUGUCAAUAACAGAGAAGGUUUGGAUUCCAUACAAACCUUUCUCUAUCAAGAAAAGGCUUUAAUUUAAAAGCUAGUGUGUUUUUUUCAUUUUAAGAUGCUGGAGCUCUUUAGCAUUUGGCAGGUCAUUAUUCAGCCUGAUGCUUCAGGUGUUAAGGUGAAAGCUGCCCAUUUAUGACCUGUAAUGAAUAUUUCAUUUUCUCUCCAUAUAUGGAGAGAACAAUAAACAAUAAAAACUCAAAUGCAAUGAAAAUUAACUGUAAGAAUGACACUAUCAAUCUUGAAGAAUAGCAUUUAUUAGUAUCACCUGAAAAAUGUAUCACAUGCCACCUGCCACCAUUUAGACCACUUCAGAUACUUUACACAGCUUUAGUAAAAUCAGAAUGUUUACAAUUAAUCUUUCAACCAACAUAGAAAGACUUUUUAUUGGAGCAGUAAAAAAAAGCUCAUCUUUGACUUGCUCUCAGUAACGUGGGAUACAUGAAAUCACUGCCCACAGACACAUCUCUUCCCAGCCCUUCCCACUAAAAUUUAGAAUACGAAGGAGCUGUUUUCUGCUGGUGAAUGCUCCAAUUGCUGCAUGCUCGCUGGCAGAAACAUCUGCUUUUGCAGAUCCCUUUGCGCCACAGCAGUCACACAAUUUAGAAUGUUAUGAAGAAAACCUGCCUCAAAUGAAGUCAAUGCAGUCUUCCCAUAGUUUUCAAGGGUGUUGGGAUCAAGGGUGCCUAGGUUUUUACAUGCCAAUCAACACAACACCAUAAGAACUCUUGGAAUGUUGUAUCUUUUAAUUUUGGGGAAUGUAAUGAUAAAUGAAGGCAAGCUGUAUGAUUACUAAUGGAACUUUUGGUUGUGAAGGCAGUACUUUCAAACUAAAAUCCUCUGUUAAUAGUUGUCAAGAAUAUCCUUUCCCCCUUCUUACUCUAAGUACUAUAAAUUUACUAGAAUUUCUGAAGUAAAAGUUUAAGUGAAGUCUAUGUUCUUCAACACACUUAGCACUGACAGGCCAAAAAUUCAUGAACCACAGAGCAGUAUCACUAAAACCUGACAACCACAGGAGAUCAGUCUGCUGAGAUGGAUCAAGGUGCACAUGUCACUGUCAGUAUGGAUGGUGUUUGGGAAUUCUGGAUAUCAUUCCAGGAACUUUUGCUCGAACAGCAUUUUUAAUUGUUGGCCACAGUUUCAUCAAUUCCCAUGCUUUCUAAUCCCUGCUGUUCUCAAAAUACUAUGUUCAGUGAAUGAGAGCUCAGGUUGAAAAAUGAUUCAUAGUUGAGUUUUUGCUCUCUUAUCCAAUAAAAACUGGGUAUACUGAGGAAAGUGACUCUAUGGGUAUCCUGUAUCAGCUGUAUAAAUUGUACUAUUUAAGUGUUGCAUGUAAGUGCUACAAUCCCAGCUGGAUUUGUGAUUUAGUAAUUAGAACCUUAUUCUGGAUUGGGCCUUGACUAAGAUUUUCUUCAUCCUAAAAUACAGACAGUUAAUGUUGAACUAAUUGAGUUGCUUGCAAGAAGAAGACAAAGUUCUGUUGUUGUUUUACAGUCUUGCAGCAGGACAAGUCAGUAUGUUGGUGCAAAACUGAUCAUGUAUAAUUACAGAAAAUUGCUUAUAUGUAACCAGAAAGUACUGAAGUGAUACCAGAAUAUAUAUACAUCUAACUAUGAAAUACCUUGUAGUAAAAAAAUCCAGAGAAAAUGUGGUAUCAGUGAAACUUGUCUGAAAUGACCAAUAAAAAUAUGCUGCUUAAAUUAA